This is a messenger RNA of Salvelinus fontinalis (brook trout), 2345 nucleotides long. RefSeq names its product aminopeptidase like 1 (gene npepl1). Bases 89 to 1666 code for a protein of 525 amino acids. The transcript has 12 exons. The record is from RefSeq and is a predicted model, not a curated record. Gene Ontology annotation, cellular component: cytoplasm. Gene Ontology annotation, biological process: proteolysis. Gene Ontology annotation, molecular function: manganese ion binding; metalloaminopeptidase activity. Lineage: Eukaryota; Metazoa; Chordata; Actinopteri; Salmoniformes; Salmonidae.
CCGUUCAACCUCAGCAGUGACACAGCUCUAUGAAAAACAGGAUGUGCGAUAAAGUGCAAAGGGCAUCAAUCCAUCGGUUUGUCCAAACAUGGCGAACGUGGUGCUCGAGUUCAAGGCUUCUGCUGGAGAUUCGGAGCCCCAAAAUCGCCCGGUCCUCAUUGUCGGUCAACUGAAUAACUUGACGCAAACAAACUGGACCCAGGUCAAGGGGAAAUUGCAGCCAGCUGUCAGCGAAAAGGUCUGGCAGGCGGCUCUCACUGCUCUGAACCCUAACCCUACUGACAGCUGCCCUCUGUACUUGAGCCAUGCAGCCGUGGCAGCCCUGCCCUCACGGGUUAGCAGACACAACAGCCCUUCCUCUGCCCACUUCCUUUCCCGUCUGGUCCGUACCUGCCUGCCUGGAGGGACAAGCCGCUGCAUUCUGGUGGUGUGUGAGCGGUCUGAUGUGUUUGCCUCAGCCUGUGCCAUCGCCCGGGCUUUCCCUAUAUUCUCCCGUCGUUCUGCCUCCUCCCGCAGGACCGAGAAGAAAGAAGUCACUGUGGAGUUCAUCACUGUGGGCCAAGACAACGGACCACUGGACCUCACUAUACUGCAGUGUCUUGCCAAUGCUGCUGAUGGAGUGAGACUGGCAGCACGGAUUGUGGACACACCGUGCAAUGAGAUGAAUACUGAUCACUUCUUGGAGGAGAUUAAGGCAGUGGGGACUGAACUGGGCAUUUCUCCUGUUAUCAUUCGAGGAGAGGAACUGAAACAGAAAGGAUUUGGAGGGAUCUAUGGAGUGGGCAAGGCAGCGGUGAACCCCCCUGCUCUCGCAGUCCUGAGCCACAAACCAGAUGGCGCCACCCAGACUAUUGCAUGGGUGGGCAAGGGAAUCGUAUAUGACACUGGAGGCCUCAGCAUCAAGGGAAAGACCAACAUGCCUGGGAUGAAGAGAGACUGUGGUGGGGCCGCAGCCAUUUUAGGAGCUUUCAAAGCUACUGUCAAACAGGGCUUCAAAGACAAUCUCCAUGCCGUAUUCUGCCUGGCAGAGAAUGCAGUCGGACCCGCUGCAACACGGCCAGAUGACAUCCACACACUCUACUCUGGAAAGACAGUGGAGAUCAACAACACUGAUGCCGAGGGCAGGCUGGUGCUGUCUGAUGGUGUGGUGUAUGCCAGCAAGGACCUCUCUGCUGACAUCAUCCUGGAUAUGGCCACCCUGACAGGGGCACAGGGGAUCUCCACAGGGAAGUACCAUUGUGCUGUGAUGACCAACAGUGAGCAGUGGGAGAUGGCAUGUGUGAGUGCAGGCCGCAGCAGCGGAGACCUGGCUCACCCACUGGUCUACUGCCCAGAGCUGCACUUCAGUGAGUUCACCUCAGCUGUGGCAGACAUGAAGAACUCUGUGGCUGACCGGGAGAAUGCUACGAGCUCCUGUGCCGGCCUCUUCAUUGGCUCUCACCUGGGCUUCGACUGGCCUGGGGUCUGGGUCCAUGUGGACAUAGCCUCGCCCGUCCAUGCUGGGGAGCGUGCUACUGGCUUCGGCGUGGCUCUGCUCAUGGCUCUGUUUGGCCAGGCUUCCGACGACCCCAUGCUCAACCAGGUGUCUCCUCUGGGGGCGGCCAGAAUAAAUGCUGCGUCCGGGGAACCGAUGGUGCGCGACAGCAAAAGGCGGAGACUGGUGUAAAACCUCUAAGCAGCCACCUCUGGACUCCUCUGCCUCACGAACUCCAGACCCACACACCUCCCCUCUUUACACUGACAUGCACUGUUCACCUAGAAAGCAUUUCCAAUCGUCAAUUCUUAGUCUACUUCUUCACGAUGCAGUGAAUAAAAUGUGGGGGGAAAAGAGCAGGUGGCUAGAAUUUCUCUCAGAUUUGUUUGUGUUGUAUGUAAUUGACUGUCUUUGAUUCUUUGUCCCACAAAGAAUUGGAUGGAAUUAUGAAUAUGCAAAUGUUUAUAGCAUGUUGUACUUAACUUAAAGUAUAACAUAAAGGUUUUGCUGUCCUUGAAUAAAUUACAAGAGCAUUAUUACAAUUUCUGAAAAUAAAAUCAAAAUACAGUCUGAAAUUGACUGUUAAAGUAACUGAAUGAGGGAUGUGAUCCAAGCGAUCUUGUGUGCUAAGUGAUUGUUUCCUUUUUCUUUCAAUGUGUGUCUUGAGUAAAUUCGCUAGGCGAACACAUAUUUUGGUUUGCGGCCAUAGCUUAUCCACUGUUGCCAAAUUUGUCUUUAUGGACAUUGGGAAUAUUUGUGAAUAAAGAUAGAUCUUUUGGAAUAAUCUUAUUCCUUGUAAAAUGAUAACUGCAUAAAAUAAUGUUGACAAACUUGCCUGUAAUAAAUGUAUAAGUAGCAAGCAAACCAUAAA